This is a messenger RNA of Bemisia tabaci, 2044 nucleotides long. The record is from RefSeq and is a predicted model, not a curated record. NCBI's taxonomy places the organism in Eukaryota, Metazoa, Arthropoda, Insecta, Hemiptera, Aleyrodidae.
ACAGAGGGCUCUCGGUAUGGACGCCGAGCCAAACAAUGAUCGCGCAUUUUCUGCAAAUCUUACAUGAAGGGAUCAUCAAUUUACGCGCUGUGCAAAUCCGCUGUUGUUCCGUCGCCAACCGCCCGAAACGCGCCGUCUUGGAAUCGGAACCAGGAUAAUAUGAACUCGUAUAGUCUAUACAGCCGUAUUUUGCGUAUAGUCUAUAUAGUCGUAUUGUAUGUAUAGUCUAUACAGUCGUAUUGUGCGUGUAGUCUAAAUUUCCGCGGAAAUCAAACUCACCCCGGUUGUGCGCGCGAUCAACGGUGAUAAAAUAGUUUUAUGAGUGUGCACUUGUCUGGAAGGUUUUGUGCCCCGAGAUAAUGUGCUCUAAAUGUUGACAUUAGCGAUGUUUUGGUGCGGACGAGAUUUAGUUGAAUUCUAGUGGAAUUUCGUUGGAUUAGGAGUGGUCUGGUGUUUAGUUUGGUGAAGUUUCAACAGCUCGAUUGGAUUACCCAGUUCAUGAACGAUGGACUCUUGGGGUCAUCUGAGCGUGGACAUCGCGUCCAGUCACCUGUCUCGAGAUGAGCGGAGCAGUCAGAGAGCAGCCAAGACGACCAUCGAGAAACUCCCAGACAAAAUCUUGCUGAACAUUUUCUCCUACUUAACUCAUCGGGAAAUAUGUCGGAUGGCACGAGUAUGCAAGAAAUGGCGGGUGAUCGCAUACGACACACGAUUGUGGACGGCUGUCUCGCUCAGGCCGGAGAUCUCAGGGCUUCAUGUUGGAUCACUGGAGUCACUUUUGGCACUUAUCAGUAUCCGCUUCGGUCCGUCGUUGCGGUACAUCGAGCUCCCGAUUGAGCUUAUCACUCACACCGUUCUCCACGAGUUGGCCAACAAAUGCCCCAAUCUCACACACAUGCUCCUUGAUUUCUCCACGGCCAUGCAACUCCACGAUUUCAGCGAAAUGCAGGCAUUCCCAACAAAGUUAAAAUAUUUAUGCAUUUGCUUGUCGGAGGUCAUUUUCAUGGAAGGUUUCAUGAGGAAAAUCUACAAUUUUAUCAAUGGACUGGAAAUAUUGCAUCUCAUAGGAACAUAUGAAAAAGUAGAGGAGGAAGAAGAAGAAAUUUAUGAGGUUAUAAACGUCCACAAAUUGAAAUCAGCCACACCUAACUUGCGGGUCAUCAACUUGUACGGAAUCAACUUCAUUGACGACAGCCAUAUCGACGCUUUUAGUUCAAAUUGUAUUCAGUUAGAAUGUUUGGCUGUGAAUUACUGUUCGAAAGUCACGGGAUCCACAAUGAAAACUUUAUUCCAAAGAAGUAAAAGACUGAGAUGCCUCCUUAUGAACCAAACAAGUCUAGUGAGCGAGCAUGUGAUGCAGGUGGACUGGGAGAAGACAGCCCUGCAGGAACUGGACAUCACGGCAACGGACUUAUCUACAGAGUGUCUCGUCGAUAUGCUCACCCGUAUCCCGAGUCUCAGGUUCCUUAGUGCCGGACAGAUCAACGGCUUUAAUGAUUCGGUUUUGAAAGCGUGGAUGGAGCAAGGAAAUCCUCGAAGUUUAGUGGCGUUGGACCUCUCCCAUUCUGAUAACGUAACGGACGAUGGUCUUCACAAGUUUCUGUCACGAUACGGACACCAACUUUGGGGCUUGUCACUUUCGGGUAUGCCUCAUAUCACCGACCAGCUUUGGCAAUCCAUUCUUCCUAUUCUCACAAACAUCAAGAUCAUAAUUAUGGGGACGCAGGAGCGACUUGGCGUGAACAUCCACGUGGAUCAGCUGAUGGACGGUAUCGCCAACAAUUGUCCGAAUUUAGAGCGAUUGGAGCUUCGAUGGGACCCUGAAAACUUGAGGUUUUCCGACAAGAGUCAGAAAGCCAUCGAUAUCUUGCGAGUCAAGUGUCUGAAGAUGAGGUGUCUUGUACUCAGUGAUGGACGUUAUUACGAAGUGGUCAAGGCCAAUUUCGAGCGAGCAGAUCGGAUGACAGUUGUGCGAACAACCACAAGCUGCCGCUGCUCCAACUACUACCUUUUGUACAACUACAAAGAUCUGAUAUUCAACUGA